Molecule: messenger RNA, 3010 nt
Organism: Punctularia strigosozonata HHB-11173 SS5
Lineage: Eukaryota; Fungi; Basidiomycota; Agaricomycetes; Corticiales; Punctulariaceae
Product: trehalose 6-phosphate phosphatase
Exons: 16
Coding region: 56-2821 (921 amino acids)
Biological process (GO): trehalose biosynthetic process
Cellular component (GO): alpha,alpha-trehalose-phosphate synthase complex (UDP-forming); cytosol
Molecular function (GO): catalytic activity
Source: RefSeq, a predicted model, not a curated record
CGGACCCAUAUACCAGAACAUAUAUUUUACACGAACCAGCUACGACGACGACGACAUGGACAGUUUCUCCCAGCCGCAACCGCUUCCAUCCGACUCGCUCGCCGAGGUACGCGCCCAGGUGAAGGCCCUCGAAGAGCAGCAUCGCGCCGCUAAUAUCCCGCUUUCCGGGCGCGUCAUUCACGUCUGCCACUACCUCCCGCUCAGCGUGUCGCAAGCUUCAACCGCUGGCGACGCGCCGCCCUCGCCGCCCCUCACCCCAUCCCACAAAGAGCAGAAUCUUGUGUCUGAGACCCUCUCCGCCGUCAAGGAUGCCGUCGAAUCCGCCGCUUCUGCCGCUGGCGCCUCAUCAGAACCCAAGGCGAAGGCUCCUGCGUCGAAAUGGAAGCUGUCGCCCCGGAUCGGCCACUCGGCGAUGAUAUCCGGCAUCCUGUCUUUGUCGCUCACGCAUGAGCAGGUCAUCGUCGGUUGGACAGGCGACAUUGGCGCGCCUGGGUCAACACCCGAGAACCCCACCAAGAUUCCGAGCUCGUCGCUCACUGAACAAGAUAAGGCUGAUCUCGAGGUUACGAUCGACGCAUACCGGGAAGAAGGCGAAGGCGAAAUCGGCCUCGUCGAGCCUGACACCCAAUCCCCCAGUUCCGAGAAGAAAAGUAUCAAAUAUGUCCCGGUCUGGCUUGACGACGAUGUUGCGCAUGGCCACUAUGAAGGUUACUGCAAAACGACGCUUUGGCCGCUGUUCCACUAUCUCCUAUGGCAGGACGUCGCUACCGAGUACGCGUCGGCGGAUCAGUACUGGCCCGCGUACGAGGCGGCGAACAAGGUGUUUGCGGAGGCCGUACUCAAGGUCUGGCAACCCGGAGAUCUCGUUUGGGUGCACGAUUACCACUUGCUGCUCGUGCCCAAGCAGCUGAAGCAGCUUGAGGCGGAGGCGUCGAGUAAGAAAGAGCUUGUGGGCGAUAUUACCGACGAGGGCGCCGUCGUCGGCCUCUUCGUGCACACGCCAUUCCCCAGCAGCGAGGUGUUCAGGUGUCUCCCGAGACGCCGCGAGAUUCUGGAUGGCAUGCUCGGAGCAAACCUCGUGUGCUUCCAAACCUACUCGUACGGCCGUCACUUUACGUCCUCUUGCGUGCGCGUGUGCGGCUACGAGAUCAGCCCUGGUCGUGGCAUCGACGUUGCCGGCCAUGUGACGAGCAUCAUGCACUGUCCGGUCGGAGUUGAUGCCAACCGUGUCGCGCAGGAUACUCUACGCGAUGGUAUUGCCCCGAAGAUGGAGGCGCUUCGUCAGGUGUACGAGGGCAAGAAGAUCAUCGUUGGCAGGGACAAGCUCGACGUGGUCAAGGGUGUUGUGCAGAAGCUCCGCGCAUUUGAGAAGUUGCUCCAGGACUACCCUGAGUGGAUCGGCAACGUGGUCUUUAUCCAAGUUACCUCGCCCACCGCUCUCUCUCCCGACACGACGAGGCUCGAGCGUCAGGUAUCGGAACUAGUCGCGCACAUCAACGGUGAAUACGGUAGCCUGGACUUCAUCCCUGUUCACCACUACCACCAAACAAUAACGAAGGAUGAGUUCUACGCGUUGUUAGGCGUUGCUGACUUGGCCGUCAUCACGCCGUUCCGCGACGGCAUGAACACCACCUCCAUGGAGUUUGUAAUCUCCCAGGAGAAGACUAAGAAGAGCCCACUCGUGCUCUCCGAGUUUAUGGGCAUUGCCGGUAACAUGAGCGAGGCCCUGCUUAUCAACCCUUGGAACCUCGGUGAUGUGACCGCGGCGAUCAACCGAGGUUUGCUGAUGCCUCAACAGGAGAAGGAGCGACGCCACGCUGCUCUCUACAAGACCGUCACCACCCACACUUCGCACACCUGGGCCGCGAUCCUCGUCAGAAUGCUCCUUGGUCAAGUCAGCGCCCAGGGGCUCGCCCGGCGCACUCCCGUCCUCCCCCGCGAGAAGAUGCAGAGCAUGUACGAGAAGGCGAACAAGCGGCUAUUCCUCUUCGACUACGACGGCACGCUCGCGCCGAUCGUCAAGGUGCCGUCUAUGGCGGUGCCCUCGGAGGCGACUCUCGAGGCGCUCACGAAGCUGAGCGAGGACCCAAAGAACGUGGUGUACAUUAUCUCGGGCCGCGAUGGCGCUUUCCUCGAGACGCACCUUGGCCACUUGAAGAAAUUGGGCAUGUCGGCGGAGCACGGUGGCUUUGUCCGUGCUCCGGGCGAUGCGGAGUGGCAUAACUUCACGGAGUCGCUUGACAUGAGUUGGAUGAGCGAAGUCCACGAGAUCUUCCAGUACUACACCGAGCGGACCACCGGAAGCUCGAUUGAAGUAAAGAAGAGCUCUAUCACUUGGCAUUACCGGAACAGCGAUCCCGAGUGGGGCCAAUUCCAGUGCAUGCAAUGCCAGGACCUGCUCGAGAACAACCUCGUCCACAAGCGACCUAUUGAGGUGCUCGUGGGCAAGAAGAACCUCGAAGUCCGCCCUAUAGCUGUCAACAAGGGCGAGAUCGUCAAGCGGAUCCUAUACCAGAACCCUGACGCCGACUUCGUGUUCUGUGCAGGUGAUGAUAAGACCGACGAGGACAUGUUCCGGGCUUUGCUAUUCCCUACGAAUACUCAGAAGCUGUCUAUGGAACCGCCGCUUUCCGUGACGCUUCUGGAAAAGGACCCGUCGCGGUUUGGCGUCGUCGACCUCGCGCUCACGCUCGACGCCAUAUUCACGACGGCCGUUGGCCACAGUAGCAAACGGACACUCGCAUCGUGGCACGUCACCAGCCCGGAGGCCGUCGUUGAGAGCAUGCUGCACUUGGUGAAGGGCGACCUCGGCACGCAGUAAGCAAAAAGACCGAGUUCGCCGACCAUUGAUGAAAGUCGUGUAUGACGAUUUAGAGGUUUACGAUCACGCCUUUGACUUAUCAUAGAUUCUGAUAGUGGACGUAGUGGAAACAAGAUGGACUACGAAGCGUUUGUAUGUACCACGAUAAACAAUGUAUUUGUUUACGCAAUAUAUUCUAUGUACAUUGGC